This is a messenger RNA of Micropterus dolomieu (smallmouth bass), 3913 nucleotides long. RefSeq names its product skin secretory protein xP2. NCBI's taxonomy places the organism in Eukaryota, Metazoa, Chordata, Actinopteri, Centrarchiformes, Centrarchidae. Gene Ontology annotation, biological process: homotypic cell-cell adhesion; T cell extravasation; positive regulation of neutrophil extravasation. The coding region runs from base 198 to 1199 and encodes 333 amino acids. The record is from RefSeq and is a predicted model, not a curated record. The transcript has 12 exons.
CAAGCACUGAGCCGAGCAUCUGAGAACCUUGGAGACGCCACCGGUUUGAUCCGACGCGCCAGAACGCACCGGCACACGGACACACACACGCCCUCCCGAUCCACCUGAAACCCCCAAGCCGGUUAAUUGUUCUGUUUGAAAGCCAAAGAAAGGGAGUCUGAACCCCGGUUCAUUCGCAGCCAGAACACCGUGUUCCCAUGAUGUCAUACCUGUGGAUUCUGCUAUUAGGGAGCCUGCUGGCUGCAGGCGCCAAGGCACAAGAUGAGGUAGCAGUGGAGGAAGAAGCUUCUGGGACCCCGGUACCUGAAGUAGGCGCAGCACCAGGGGUGAAUGGAGAACCUGCCACUGACGAGGAAACUCACCAUACAGCCGAGGACCCAACACCAGCGGUGAGUGAGCCCACUACUAAGCCAACUAUAGUCGAAGUAAAUGAAUCAGUGGAUCCUGCCGAUGGAGCCGCAGAACAAACAACUCCUGCUGAUGGAUACACAGAACCAGUGACUCCUGCUGAUGGCGACGCACAACCAACAACUCCUGCAGUAGAGGGUUCAGAUCCAGUGACUCCUGCUGAUGGAGACGCCGAACCAACGACUCCUGCAGUAGAGGGUUCAGAUCCAGUGACUCCUGAUGAUGGGGGCACAGACCAAGUGACUCCUGCAGCAGCUGCAACAACACAAGAGCCUGCACCUGAGGAGACUACCUUAAGCACUGGCACAACACUUGCCCAGGAGAGUGGACACAAUGACGAGGCCACACCAACGACAGAUCCAGCUGCAGAAGAUAAUGAGAAACAACCAACUGAUGUAGACCGAGUCGAAAGUGUAACACGUCAUGCAGUGCAGGGGGCUGCACCUAAUGAGAAUACGGAUGUGGGAUUGAACUUGAAUAAAGUGACUUCAGAGCCCAACCCAGCAAAGCCAGGAAAGAGCCGCAUAUAUGAAUCUGGACCACAAGCUGCUGGCGCCAUAGGAGAUGCAGACCAACCUAAAACCCAAGGGGCCAGCUCCGGCUCUUUAGCAGGCAUCGUGAGUGCAAUUGCUGUGGCUGUAGUGGGAGCAGUCGUAGGAUACUUCACUUAUCAGAAGAAGAAACUGUGCUUCAAAAAUAGACAGGAACAAGAUCCAGAAGCUGCCCGCAAAGCUGAUCCAGAGGCUCAGUCCAAUCCGCAGGUCCUUAGCAACCUGCUGAACUCCUCCUAGACCAGCAAUGAUCACAUGACUGUCUGAACCAACUACAGGCAAGAAAAGUGGCAAUCUCACUGUCAGGCUCUAUGUUCUGUAGAGCUAAAUUACUGUGAGGCCCCAGACCGUGUGUGUGUGUGUGUGUGUGUGUGUGUAUAUAUGUGGGGGAAAUGAGUUGGCUAAGAAAAAGAAAGUAAAUACAUGUGCAUGUUAGAGGUUUUAUGAUUGUUACGAUGAUUGGUUAGACUUUCUUCUUUGAACCAAAUCCUACAACUAGACAAGUGGACAUUAAAGAGAUUAAAUCUCAAAUUAAGUGUGACACUGAGAAGGCUAUCAAGUUCUAGUAAUUCAGUAUGGAUAUAAACCAGUGACAGAUAUUGGUGUUGUAAACGUUUAACUUUGUACUGAAUUCUUACAAGUGGAUUUUUUUUUUUUUAUUGUCUGAAAAAUCCACUAGUAAAGUAAAAUAUAUUUUUCUUUUUCAGUGUAAAUGUGUGCAGUAUAAAGGCAGUAUAAAUGGAUAACAGGGGGCUACAAUAACUACCACAGUGAUUUCUGGAUUCUGGCUAGGAAAACAGUAUAGGAUUCUAGGGUUGCUGUUACAUGGUCCAAUGUGUGUUGAGUGGGCCAUUGAUGUCACUGUGUGUGUGUGUGUGUGUGUGUGUGUGUGUGUGUGUUUUGACUGGUGAAGGGGCUUCGUUUUAAAUCAUGUUGGGUGACUUCCAUUCUUCUUUGUUCAAUAAAUGAACUGAGAGUGAAAUUUUCAAUUAAACACCAAAAAACAAACAAACAAACAAAUGAAACAAACCCACUGCACAUUGAUUCAAGUAUUCAAAAGAUGUCAAAUUAUGUGACAAUAUUAUCCCUUCACUUUUGAAUGCAUAUAUUUUCAAAUUUUCUGAGUGGUGAUUUGAUUUGAAGUGAAGUCCAGCCCAACCCUGUUUCUGUCAACAGAUGAAUUUUCACUUGACAUGGACAUACUUCAAAAGCGGUCAUGUAGUAUUGUAUUAGACAUUGUUCUGAUGUAGUACGUGUCAGUCUAGUUGUGAUGCAGUAAAUUUUCCUCUAUAGUGCCUUUCACUGACACAGCCUGGCUUGGCCAAUCUACAGACACACAGGGAAGAGAGCUGAGACAUAAAAAGUGAAAACAGGCAAAAUAGUCGAUGAAUGUAUCACAAUAAAGACAAUUGAGGAAUGUAUGAUCUUAGUUGAUCCAUAAAUUAUCAUUUUGUGUAUAUGAAACUGUUACAUUAUUGUACAUUAUUCCAACUGCUACUGUAUAUCUGUUCACCGUGGGCCAGUUUGCUUUUAACAGCCUACAUUAAUUUCAGCUUUAAAACUCUCAUUGUGUGUCUUUUUAUUCGAGCAAGCCAGUUGCUGUCACAGUGUUUCUUUGUAUUGUUCAUAUUUCCAUGUUACAAACACCAUUCACCUGUGAUUUUUAUAGGAAUUUUACAUUUAGCAGUGUUGCCUCAGAGCAGACACAGGUAGUCUUUAGUCAACUUGUUUGCUGUGGUAUUUUGUGAUAUUAUUGUGAAAUGCCUCAGAAGCAGUGGUACUGCGUAUAAAAAGCCCAACUGUUGUUUGUGUUUGUUUUUUGCCUUCUAUAGCACAAAAAAUAUUAACUUCUGAAUGUCUUUUUGUUGCCUUGCAGUUUUGUAUUUGCUCUGCUCCCUUUAAACUUUGAUAAUAGGGGUGUAGAGGUUGCAUAGUGCUGCAGUUCAUGUAAUGUGUGUUACUUGUAAAGCACCAUAUAGCUGCAAUACAGGACAGAGACUGUUGCUAACAGCCUAGCCUCAAGCUGAGAAAUAUAAAUAGUCUGUGAUGUCACAUAUCGAUUAAUCCUACUGUAUAAAGUGUGGGCUGGACGCCAGGUCAAAAGCUCUCUUUGAAAUGCCUUUUUAAUCCUGUGAUCUGUGAUAGACUGAUUUUCUCUUGACACAUUGGAACUAAGUGGAUAGUGUGUGUCUGUAAUCAAUGGCAUGGCGUGAUAAUGCACAAAAUACCCGUUAAAUAAUAGUACAAGCUUUCGGAUGUAGCCACUAAUGCCUUUAAAACAAAACAUCCUCCUUUUAACGCAGUAUUCGCCCCUUUCAAGAGCACUAUGCUGUCCUGCAGUGCACAUUCUGAAACCUUACUGGGACUGAUUUGAUGUAAAGGAGACUGAAACAACAAUAAAUCUCUAAACCUGGAACAAGGACUGCUUGUGUAUUGAGCAUUAUGGUUCACUCUACAUUUAGUCCAAAGCAGUCAGAUUCCUUGUGAACGAAAACGAAUGGAGAACAGCAUCCAGAACAGAAUGUAAACCAAGAAAAUCUUAGACUUUCUGGGUCCUGAAGUGCACUUCCCAGAUAAUGCUAAGGAAUCAAUCAUGGCGCUGAACAGUCCUACCUUAUACCAUCUCUUGAAUAUUCCAGAGAGGAAAACGAAGAACAAUGUCAUCAUCAGAAAGAGAGAUUAAAAACAAGCAGAGAUGUUUUGCAGGUGAUUUUAAGAACACAAUCUCUAUGGGAGAAGCACUUUCCUAUCCUGUAUACAUCUUGAUUCAUUAAACAAAUUAAGAAAAUUAAUUUUUGAUUUAGAUUAGUGACUCUUCCUUUUUUUUUAUUUAAAUAUUCUGUGUUUUUAUUUUGUGUAGGAACUGUCUUCUUCAUUUUUGUCAUCUGGCACUUGUGGUGUUCUUCUGGAAUUGUGUAAAUAAUGUUUGAGUCAAUUAAACCGUUUUCGUGGGA